Molecule: messenger RNA, 2539 nt
Organism: Sinocyclocheilus rhinocerous
Lineage: Eukaryota; Metazoa; Chordata; Actinopteri; Cypriniformes; Cyprinidae
Product: BEN domain-containing protein 5-like
Exons: 10
Coding region: 1-1566 (521 amino acids)
Biological process (GO): negative regulation of DNA-templated transcription
Molecular function (GO): DNA binding
Source: RefSeq, a predicted model, not a curated record
AUGGCGGUGCUUCAAGUGUUCAAGGCCAAACAUCUCCUCACCAUGGAUGAGUCCGGCCAGAGUUCUGAUGCCUUUAGAGAGCUGCGCACAGCGACUUACCUGGCUCUGUGCUCUACUAAGGCCACUGCGCAGGUGAUCGGCAAGGCCAUGGCCAUUUUGAGGGUGAUUUUCAACAUUGUGAACUUCAGCAAGACCAAGAGCCUGUACAGAGAUGGGAUGUCCCCCGUGGUGAAGUCGACCAGCCGGCCUAAAUGGCAAAGACUACCAGCCAAGAAUGUGUAUUACUACCGUUGCCCCGACCAUCGGAGGAACUACGUGAUGUCUUUCGCCUUCUGUUUUGACCGCGAGGAUGACGUUUAUCAGUUUGCGUACUGCUACCCCUACACCUACUCCCGUCUGCAGCAUUAUCUGGCCAGUCUGGAGCGCAGAAAUCUCGAUUACCUGCUGCGAGAGCAGCUGGGCCUCAGUGUGCAACAGCGAAGGCUGGAUCUUCUGACCAUCACCAACCCUGAAAGCAUUGAGGAAUUUGAGCACAGUAUUAUGCAAAAGAAGAUGAAAAUACCCAAGGUGUCGAACAGGAACACAGUGGAGAAUCAUUUUGGUGAGGAGAGAAUGCCCCUUAGAUAUAAAAAGGUCCAGUCACAGGAACAGCAUCGGGCAAGUUCCAACUCCUCAAAAAGCCUGGCUGCAGUGGUGGCACGGCUGGAGAGGAACGCUGUCAACUCAUGCACAGAGGGAGAGGAGCUGGACAGACUCACAACAGAGGAAGAGGAAGAGCAAGACGAGGCCGUGGUGCCUCGUGUCCUAUACGAGGAGCUGGUGCACAGCUACAAGCAGCAGGAAGAGGAAAUGAGACACCUGCAGCAGGAACUGGAGCGCACACGCAGGCAGCUGCUCCAACAGGCCAAGAAGCUCAAGGAGUAUGGCAGUCUGCUGACCGAAGUCAAGGAGCUGCGUGAUUUCAAUCGACGUCUGCAGGACGUCCUGCUCGUGAGGCUUGGCAGCGAGCCGAUGCACGACAAUGGCACACAGACAAUCAAAGCAGAGGUGGUGGAGCCGGUCAGUGAACCACAGGAGGUGUGUCAAGAGGAAGCCAACACUAGCUCCACCCACUCCCCAUCCCCGAGAACCGUCUACACCUUCAAUGAUGGAAAAGUGCACUUGGGUGGAGGGAUUUGGGUGGAGGAGGAGAAGUGGCACCAGCUACAGCGGACACAGGGAGACUCGAAAUUCACCAAAAACCUGGCGGUGAUGAUCUGGGGCACGGAAACCCUGAAGAACCGCAGCGUGACUGGCGUCGCUACGAAGAAGAAGAAAGAUGCCCUGCCCAAACCACCGCUCUCACCAAGCAAGCUCAAAAUUGUUAGAGAGUGUCUGUAUGAUCGUGUGUCUCAAGAAACAGCUGACAGCGCAGAGAUCACCCAGCGAUUAUCCAAAGUGAACAAAUACAUCUGCGAAAAGAUCAUGGAUAUCAAUAAAUCUAUCAAGAACGAGGAACGACGAGAGUCCAAGCUUCUCAUCCAGCAGACGGUGAAGAUGGAGAACUUCCCCUAUGACGGUCUGUAGGGGGCGAUGAAGUUGUCACUAUAGCUCAUUCUACUCCUCAAGGACUUCUGGUGAACAAGGUGCACAUAAUCACCGGCGCUGCCAAUUGAGAUUUCCGCUGAUGCCCUCCCAAGACCUCUCUGUCUUUUACUCUCGUAGACCCUGUUUUACAGCCUGUCUGACAGUUUUAGCUCUCUCCGCACUGCCUUAGCAUGCUGGUGUGCAUUCUGUGAGUGAAUGGGGCGGGUUUUUGUAAGCUUUAAUGGGGGAUCUCGGGGUGGGUCGGAUAUUAUGCCUGAUAGACAGGAGCGAUCCUUUAAAUCGUGUGAGAGAAAAAUGUGUUUGGCACAUCAGCUUGUGUUCUGUGUCAGAACAUGUCCUAAUGUACUAAAGAGGUUUCCCUUCUGAAAAAGUGUUCUCGUUUCAGGAGGAUGUUUGCGAGGUGUCAUAAAUGCUGGCUUAGUGUCGGAGUCUUAAGGGGGGGUAGGUCACUUCACAGGGACCAUCUGCUAAAGGUACUUAACAUAAAGAGUUGCACUUUUAAACAGGGUCACACUCUGCGUCAUCUUAAUGAACGAUUGAUUUAAUUAAUCAAUCUAGGCCUAAUUGCUCCCGUUAAUUGCUUUCCUGAGAUGACUACUGAUGGUCUGUUCUUGUUCUAGAUUGUUGUUAGGGGUGGAAAGGUCGCAUGUAGUCAGUGGUGCUAAACAGUUGUCCUGGAAGAUGAAUUAGCAGCGUUUCUUUGGAGGUAUCUCGAUGCUUCAAGAACUUCAAUUUAUAAAUUUCACCUCACUGUGAGUCAUUUGUUAUGGACUAUCAUUUCAUUUGGAGUCAUUUCCGUCGAGAGGCAGCCGUCGCCCGCCUUUCCGUUCCGAGGAAGUCAUUGUCCAUCUUUGACAGCGUAGCACUUUAAUCCUAAGGAGAAAAAAAAAAGGUAUAAAAAUCCAUCAAUGUUGGCUACUUUGUUGUGAUUUACCCAAGCCAAUUAAAAAAA